UGCGGCACCAGACAAGGUCUCCCCUCGAGUUGCAGGAGAGCACACGGACAGAGCCGGGGGAAGAGCCGAUCAUAAACACUCGCCAUGGCUCAGAAGACAGUCCUGAUUGUGUACGCCCACCAGAGUGGGGGGUCCUUUAACUCGGCAGCGAAGGACGUUGCCGUGGAAGCCCUCAGACAGCAGGGCUACAAGGUCGUUGUGUCUGACCUCUACGCCAUGAACUUCAGAGCCUCCGCCACUAUGGACGAUAUCACAGGUGAGGUGAAGAACCCGGAGCACUUCAAGUACGGAGAGGAGACCAUGGAAGCCUGGAAGGAGGGUCGACUCAGUGAUGACAUCAUAGCUGAGCAGCGGAAAGUGGAGGCGGCGGAGCUCGUCAUCUUCCAGUUCCCUCUGUACUGGUUCAGUGUUCCAGCCAUCAUGAAGGGCUGGAUAGACAGAGUCCUGACUCAAGGCUUUGCCUUCUCACUGCAGAAGAUGUACAACAAUGGAAUAUUCAAGGACAAGAAAGCCAUGUUGUCGUUCAGCACUGGAGCUAUGCAGACUAUGUACCGCCCUGACGGCCUCAACGGAGACAUUAACGUCACACUGUGGCCCCUACAGAACGGCGUCCUUCACUUCUGUGGGUUCCAGGUGCUAGCCCCCCAGGUGUUCUGGUGUCCUGGACACAGCCCCCCCGCUACACGGACAGCCAUGCUGGAUGGCUGGAGGGCCAGGCUGAAGACCCUGCUGGUCGAGCGACCUCUGACCUUUGCCCCCAGCGAGCUGUUUGACCUGACCUUCCCCGGGGGCUUCAUGCUGCGGCCGGAGGUCAGAGAGGAGCGGAGCACCCACCCCCACGGCAUCACCACCGGACACCACCUGGGGAAACCCCUCCCCCCUGACAACCAGCUGAAGGCUGAAGGCUGAUAACCCUUGGAGAGUAAUUUAUCCAAUAGAACCCAGAGAGUCUUCUUCAGUGGAAGCUUCUCUAAAAUCAGAUACAGUUGAAGUCGGAAGUUUACAUACACCUUAGCCAAAUACAUUUAAACUCAGUUUUUCACAAUUCCUGA
Molecule: messenger RNA, 1052 nt
Organism: Coregonus clupeaformis (lake whitefish)
Lineage: Eukaryota; Metazoa; Chordata; Actinopteri; Salmoniformes; Salmonidae
Gene: nqo1
Product: NAD(P)H dehydrogenase, quinone 1
Exons: 7
Coding region: 85-909 (274 amino acids)
Cellular component (GO): cytosol
Molecular function (GO): NAD(P)H dehydrogenase (quinone) activity
Source: RefSeq, a predicted model, not a curated record